AUGAGUUCAAUGACUACGGAGAUCGAGGACUUGACCAGUCUGGCCAUGUACAGCCCCCAGCCUCCGAUCACUCCACCCGCCCCUCACCCUAUCCUCCACACCGAUAUCCUCUCCCUCAUCCUCUUCUACGCAUCAGACCAGGCCCUCGCACGGCUCAUGCAGGUCAACCGGUACCUCCUGGCAGAGAUCGUCGAUAUCCGCUGGCCCUGCGCCUCCCUCGAUCCAUACGAUAGUCGCAGGGCCAUCAAAUCGCGGCGGGACCUGCCGGACGCGGUCAAGUGGUUCUCUGCGCCCAUGCAGAGAUUGCUGGCACAGUAUGCGAGGAUGGUCAAGAUCAUGCCGCACGCCGCGUACGCGUGUCCGCCGCGGAUGGUGCGGAGCGAGCAGGUGGCGAUGGUGCGGACGGUGCAGGUUGAUCGGCGGGGUCUCUGUAGGGAGGAUCGGUCGCCGUUACACGCUGCGCGGGCAAACAGUCACAGCCGGCCGGAAGAUGCUACGGAGACACCACCGUCACAUACCUGCCCACUCUACCUGAUGUUCACGCCUACCACACUACGGAUCGACCAUAUCAACCAAUCCCCAAUCUUCCCUCUUCCCGGCGGUCUAUCGUUCCCUCCUUCUCUCAACCGCCUACUCCUCUGCAUCAAUCCUCUCGCAAGCGCCAUCGAGCACCCCUCAGACGCGCAGCACAUACACCACACCGUUCCCCCGCACAUUACCGAUAUCGUCUUCCUCCUCACGGCAAUGCCGUCCAACCCUCACAACACGACAGGGAUCCCGCAAGGCGUCACUCUUCCAGCUCUAUCUGUGGGACUGGCGGAGUGGCUCAUUCACGGCGGCGAUGUAGGCGGCAGGAACUGGACAGUAGUGGGUGCGGAACGGCUGGCGUCCUCGGGCUUGUGGCAUUCGGACGGGCAGGGGAAGCGGAUGGAUGGGGCCAAGGCGAUACGCGCAGAGAUGACCGAGGCAAUCUCAAAGAGCGGGACGGACAUGGCGGUGAUGGAUCGGCUCCACUUCGUCUCGCUCCUAGACUACCUGGACGGACCCGAGAGCAAGCGAGAGCUGGCGCCGGACGAGAUGAGGGUGUUGAGGUCUGCCGAGCAGCAGCGGGUUCGUGAUGCGAUGGCGAAGGGGAAGAAGGCGGCCAAGGUGGUAGGGAGCGGUUCGGCUACUUAG
Dioszegia hungarica is the source of this 1176-nucleotide messenger RNA. RefSeq lists its product as uncharacterized. The record is from RefSeq and is a predicted model, not a curated record. The transcript has a single exon. Bases 1 to 1176 code for a protein of 391 amino acids. NCBI's taxonomy places the organism in Eukaryota, Fungi, Basidiomycota, Tremellomycetes, Tremellales, Bulleribasidiaceae.